Molecule: messenger RNA, 1650 nt
Organism: Closterium sp. Naga37s-1
Lineage: Eukaryota; Viridiplantae; Streptophyta; Zygnematophyceae; Desmidiales; Closteriaceae
Source: the annotation of a GenBank genome assembly
AUGGAGCUGAAGGCAGCCGUCGGAUCGUUCAUCAAUCUCAAUGCCGUGAAGCGUGUGAAGUUAGCUUCCCAAUCUCCUCGUCCCACCUACCCCCCCACACCCCCCUUCCUCCUUUCCCUUUCCCCCCUUCCCCCUCCGCGCCCCUCCGCCCGUCCCUCCCCACCAAGUGCCGGCGAUGAUGGAGCUGAAGGCAGCACUGACGCCGUACAUCAACCUCACGUCGUGAGACUGCCGGCGAUGAUGGAGCUGAAGGCGGCACUGACGCCGUACAUCAACCUCACGUCGUGGACGGCGACGAACCCGUGCUCGUCGUGGUGGCUCAUCACGUGCUGGACCAACGGGCUCGUGCGCCGCAUGGACAUCAGCUCCAAGGCCAUCCAGGGCAACCUGCCCUCCGUCAUCGGCAACCUCACCAGCCUCGAUGAGUUUUUUGCCACCACGAAUUGGUUUAAGGGAUCCCUCCCCGACUCGUUCAGUCGACUCACAGCCAUCAGGAACCUGCAGCUGUUCAAGAACUACUUUGAGGGUCCCAUCCCCAGUUCAUGGGGCAACAUGAAGAACCUCGUGCAGCUGCACCUCAACCUCAACUACUUUUCCGGCGGGCUGCCCGACACCUUCUCGCAGCUGACCAACAUGCAAAAAUUCUAUGUGUCCAGCAACUUGCUCAACUCCUCCUUCCCCACCGUCGUGUGCACCAUGAAGAACCUGCGGGAGCUUCGCCUCAGCUACAACCACUUCACUGGCUCCGUGCCCUCCUGCCUCAGCCAGCUCUCCUACCUCUACUAUCUAUACAUCGACACCAAUAAGCUCACCGGCACUCUCCCUGCCACCAUCGGCGACCUUCCUGCCCUGCAGAACUUGUUCAUCAAUCAGAACAGCCUCAACGGCCCUCUGCCUCCAACCAUCACCAAGCUCACCAACCUGCGCAUCCUCUUCAUGAGCAGCAACCCCUACCUGGAUGGCCCUCUGCCAUCAGACCUGGGCAACAUGGUCAGCCUCACGGACUUCGUGAUGGAGUUUGCAGCCUUCAAUGGCACCAUGCCUGAUUCCAUCACCAAGCUCACUCGCCUCUCCCGCAUUCUGAUGGACAACUGUCGCUUCACGGGCUCCAUCCCACAGGGCAUCAGCAACCUCAAGGCGCUCACUGUGCUGUAUCUGGAGGGCAACCGCUUCCGUGGCAGCUUCCCCGCUGGCCUUCUCACUCUGCCCAAACUCAACCUGCUCAACCUACACGACAACCAGUUCUCGGGCCCACUCCCUUCAGGCUUCUUCAACGCCACCAUAGUGACCACGGGGCAGAUCAACAUUCACCACAACUACUUCAACGGCCCUGCCACCGUCGUCGCCGGCAGCUCUCCCUUCUGCCCCAAGGACCAGACCCGCAACGGCAUCUUCUACCAGUCGUCCCUCGCAUACAACUGCAUCAAGUAUCCCGCCACCAGUGCAUGCGCGCUCGUGCCCAGGGUCGAGACCCAGCUUUCGCUCACCACUUGCCAGGCGUUCUGUGGCGCUGACGUGGCGCCGUGUGGUGGGCACGGCACGUGCUGGUUUGGGGUUGGGCGGAGUGUGUCGUGUGAUUGUGACCCGGGGUAUGUGCCCACCUUGGAUGGGCUGUCCUGUGUUGCGGACACCUCUGGCGUGGUGGUCUGA